Molecule: messenger RNA, 1197 nt
Organism: Letharia lupina
Lineage: Eukaryota; Fungi; Ascomycota; Lecanoromycetes; Lecanorales; Parmeliaceae
Exons: 3
Coding region: 1-1197 (398 amino acids)
Biological process (GO): meiotic strand invasion involved in reciprocal meiotic recombination; homologous chromosome pairing at meiosis; meiotic joint molecule formation
Cellular component (GO): condensed nuclear chromosome; DNA recombinase auxiliary factor complex
Molecular function (GO): recombinase activator activity; double-stranded DNA binding
Source: RefSeq, a predicted model, not a curated record
AUGCCGACAGCACUAUCGAGGGCUAUGGCGCUCAAGAAGGCCGGCACACUCCCUACCAUUGGAUCGGUGCUGGUUAGUGCCGGUUCCGGUUUUGACGAAUGCGAGCUCUGUGCAUGCUAUGCACACUUUACGUGCCCUAAACUCUCCGGAGACCGGGCCCAGAUAUCUUCGUCACAGCUUGAUCUUGAUGCAAACGACAUGAUUCAGUGGCAGUCACUUGCAGAUUCGCAGAUAGAGUCCCCUCUCGACUUCCAAGACAGGUAUGUUGCAUUCUAUGGUGCUGAUACUAAAUUGGACGACGAUACCAUCUUAGAUACAGGAAGUCCUAUGAGAGAAGAAGACGAUGAAACCACAGCCAUGAGCGAGCUUAGCGAUGAAGAUCUGCGAGAGGCGCUCAUCUUGGCCAAUAACCGUAUCGGCACAAAUUUCAACAUCCAAGAGAUCGAAGAUGAAAUCCCUCUGGCGGUCUUGCGCAGAGGUACCAAAACCCAGCUCGCAGAUAUAUUGACGCAAUUGUGUACCAGGAAGGCGUCCGAGAGCGAUGAGGACGAUGGAAGAGAGGCACCAAAAACCCUCCCACCCAUUGCCAAACAAAAUCUCAUCCUCACCUACUUGCACAACUCUCGCACGGCCCACUCGAUCAAAGAGCUCGAGAAAGCUCUCCCGUCUGUCGCCUCCAUCAAUGGCAUGCAAGUCAAAGACUACCUCCAAGCCCUAAGCGACGAAGGCAAGAUCCGAGUAGAGAAAAUUGGCAGUGGGAACUGGUACUGGAGCUUCCUAUCCGAGGAGAAAAAAAGCCGUGACAAUGUGUUGGGGAUGCUGAAAGAAGAAUUGGCGAAGGUCGAGGCUUCGCUGGGAGAGUUGGAAGAGAAGCUUAGGGAGGCGAAUGAGAAGAGGGGGGAGGAUGAUGAGGGUAGGGGGGAAUUAGUCAGUGCAAAGCUGGACUUGGACGGGGAGGUUGGAGUAUUGAGGAAAGAAUUGGAGGGUUACAAGGAUGGUGAUCCCAGAGAGGUGGAGACGAGGCGAAAAGAAGUUAAGGCCUUACAUGCUAGGGCGGAGUUGUGGACGGAUAACAUUGGAGUACUGGAGGGUUAUAUGUUGAAUUUGAUGGGUGGGGAUAAAGAGAAGUUGGUUGGGAUGAAGAGCGAGCUUUACGGAGACGAGUACGUCGAAGGAGAGGGACUGAAGGAACUAUAG